Cetraspora pellucida is the source of this 159-nucleotide messenger RNA. Lineage: Eukaryota; Fungi; Glomeromycota; Glomeromycetes; Diversisporales; Gigasporaceae. The record is from the annotation of a GenBank genome assembly.
AUGGAACUAGUUGACUUUUCUUGGAAUAAAGAAUGGGCAUUGCAUAAAAAUGCAGCAUAUGAUCAAAUAAUAGCUAAAGAGAUGCAUAAUAGGUUGAAAGAAUUCACUGAUAAUAGUAAGUUAGAACAGAAUGAAGUACUAAAAGCUUUAAUGAUUUAA